AAUUGAUGUUUGUUUGUAUGUAUGUUUGUUUUUUAUUAUAUAUAUUUUUGGUUUUGUAAUUUCCUGGGCGUUACCUGCGUGGUGGUGACCGCCUUCUUCUCCGACGCCUGCCCUCGUUGCUUCCGCUGGCCAUCCCUUUUUUCCCAACCUUGCUGCUGCUGUUCUUUGCUUCCCCUGUCUCUCCUCUCCUUUCCUGCAGCGUCUUGCGUCGUCGCCACGGCUCAUCUCCCUCGCAAGCGUGUUACGGACCCGCGCGGUCUCUAAAGUCCUCCGUCGUUGGGAUUGAGAUUUGGCUUUCCUGGUUGUUGCUGCUGCUCCCGGAGCGAGCUUGCUUCCCAUAAGGUUGCGUAAGGAAUUGGGAAACUGUGCCUCGUGGAUUUGAGGCUCACUACACGGUGGUUGGGAAGUCGCCUGUUUUGAGGAGCCCAGGGUGCAAGGAUGGGUACUCAAUCGCUGAUUUACAGCUUUGUUGCCAGAGGACCGACAGUACUGGCUGAGUAUACAGCUUUUUCUGGAAACUUCAGUACCAUUGCAGUGCAGUGUCUGCAGAAGCUUCCGCCGAACAACAACAAAUUCACCUACACAUGUGACCGGCACACAUUCAACUAUCUUGUUGAGGAGGGCUACACAUACUUGGUGGUGGCUGAUGAAGAGUUCGGGCGUCAAAUACCGUUUGCCUUCCUUGAGCGAGUGAAGGAGGACUUCAAGCGGCGGUAUGCGGGAGGAAAAGCUGAUUCGGCUAUUGCCCAUAGUUUAGACAAGGAAUUUGGUCCGAAGCUCAAGGACCACAUGCAGUACUGUGUGGAUCACCCGGAUGAAAUGAACAAGAUUUCCAAGAUCAAGUCUCAAGUGGCCGAAGUUAAGGGGAUUAUGAUGGACAACAUUGAAAAGGUCCUUGAUCGCGGAGAGAAGAUUGAGCUUCUCGUUGACAAGACAGAGAAUCUACGUUUCCAGGCUGACAAUUUUCAGCGGCAAGGCCGGCAGCUGCGUCGCAAGAUGUGGUUCCAGAACAUGAAAGUCAAGCUCAUAGUUCUUGCCAUCAUCAUCGUGGUGAUCAUUAUCAUUUGGCUUUCCAUCUGCCGUGGUUUCACAUGCAAAUAAUUAGGUGAUGAUGUGUUGGGUGCUGCGUUGGACUGUUUAGGACUGAAUUUUGACGUAUGGGCGCUUUGUUCAUUGCAGAUUUUAGUUUAGAUACUGACUGGAGCGUGGCAAGAAUAAUCUCAGUUGAUCCUUGUUUUCUUCUAGCUGUCUGUGAACUCCGUUGGGUAGUCAACCUUUAGCCUCUGUAGUUGUAAUGAGAGAAUGGUUACCCAUCGGAAAUGUAGUUUCAGAUGCUGGAGUUGAUGUGACAGGCCUAUUCACAGAAUACAGUUUUGUAAAUUCCCACAUUUUCCUAGGUUGGGGUGAUCUUACCACAAACUACUUUGCAGGUGAUGCUUCUGGUGGUAUCUCGCCACUCCCGUAUUGUACCCAAUGAUUAGGAGCCUCUUUAAUACCAAAUUAUGUUUAAAAUUCAGUUAA
Messenger RNA from Physcomitrium patens, 1521 nucleotides. Its product is annotated as vesicle-associated membrane protein 722. Gene Ontology annotation, biological process: vesicle-mediated transport. The record is from RefSeq and is a predicted model, not a curated record. Gene Ontology annotation, cellular component: membrane. NCBI's taxonomy places the organism in Eukaryota, Viridiplantae, Streptophyta, Bryopsida, Funariales, Funariaceae.